AUGAUCACGGACGUACAAUUAGCUAUAUUCUGCAACAUCCUAGGAGUUGCGUUAUUUUUCUUAGUAUUUCUCUUCCACUACAUAAAUGCGAAUUAUACAAAAUGAGGAAUGGAGAAUUGUGUCAUGAAAAGUUCUGUUUAAUAUAAUGUAAUGUCAUUGGUUACGCUGUAACUUGCAAAUGCCAGAAGUUUUAUUAUAUAUUGCAUGAUAAAUACAAGUUAUGCAAUUUUUUUCAAAAUAUA
Pogonomyrmex barbatus (red harvester ant) is the source of this 242-nucleotide messenger RNA. RefSeq names its product dolichyl-diphosphooligosaccharide--protein glycosyltransferase subunit 4. The record is from RefSeq and is a predicted model, not a curated record. Gene Ontology annotation, cellular component: oligosaccharyltransferase complex. NCBI's taxonomy places the organism in Eukaryota, Metazoa, Arthropoda, Insecta, Hymenoptera, Formicidae.